Messenger RNA from Callorhinchus milii (elephant shark), 1958 nucleotides. RefSeq names its product ubiquitin specific peptidase 14 (tRNA-guanine transglycosylase) (gene usp14). The record is from RefSeq and is a predicted model, not a curated record. Lineage: Eukaryota; Metazoa; Chordata; Chondrichthyes; Chimaeriformes; Callorhinchidae. Gene Ontology annotation, molecular function: proteasome binding; protein binding; cysteine-type deubiquitinase activity. Gene Ontology annotation, biological process: protein deubiquitination; proteasome-mediated ubiquitin-dependent protein catabolic process; regulation of proteasomal protein catabolic process. The transcript is spliced from 16 exons. The coding region runs from base 178 to 1689 and encodes 503 amino acids.
GGUUGGAGCUGCAGUUUGCUCAGCUUGGGAGGGUGUUGUUUUGAAUCUGUGCUGAUUUUGGCCUGGAUUGCACAGGGAUGUUUAACUGAACCUCGCCACCCCAGGGUUUGUGAGCAGAAGAUCAGCGAGGGUUACUGUCCUUCGCUCCUUUACAGCGUCAUCAUACUGAUAUUAUGAAUGUGUGACGGCUGGAUGUGGAGAGCUCACCUACAGCUUCUUUACAUAACUGUCAAAUGGGGGAAGGAAAAGUUUGAAGGAUUGGAGCUGAACACUGAUGAUCCACCUGUGGUUUUCAAGGCACAGCUGUUUGCAUUGACUGGAGUCCAGCCUGAAAGACAGAAGGUUAUGAUUAAAGGAGGCACACUAAAGGAUGAAGAGUGGGGCAACAUCAAAGUAAAGAGUGGGAUGACCCUGCUGAUGAUGGGAUCAGCAGAGGAGUUGCCUGUAGAACCAGCUGUACGUCCGCUCUUUGUAGAAGACAUGUCAGAAGAACAGCUAGCUUCAGCUUUGGAGCUUCCCUGUGGGCUCACCAAUCUUGGGAACACUUGCUACAUGAAUGCUACAGUGCAAUGUCUACGAUCAGUGCCUGAACUGAACGAUUCCCUGAAAAGGUAUAAGGGUGCCUUGAGAGCUUCAGCAAAUAUGACUCCACCACAGUAUAUUACAGCAGCUUUUCGAGACCUGUUGGAAUCCAUGGAUAAAACAUCCACUUCUAUUCCACCCAUUAUUCUACUGCAGUUCCUUCACAUGGCCUUUCCACAGUUUGCAGAAAAAGGUGAUCAAGGACAGUAUCUCCAACAGGAUGCCAAUGAGUGUUGGAUACAGAUCAUGAGAGUACUUCAACAGAAACUUGAAUCUUCAGAAGCAGAUACCGCUAUGGAGACUGAUUCUGAGAAUGCAGUAGCUUCACCAAAGAAGAAGAAUUUUAUUGACCAAUAUUUUGGUGUAGAAUUUGAAACCUCUAUGAAGUGUACUGAAUCAGAAGAUGAGGAUGUAACGAAAGGCAAGGAAACACAACUUCAGCUCAGCUGCUUCAUUAACCAGGAAGUCAAAUAUCUUUUUACCGGGCUAAAAUUGCGUCUUCAGGAAGAAAUCACCAAACAUUCUCCAUUGUUGCAAAGAAAUGCGUUGUACAUAAAAUCUUCUAAAGUGCAGCGUUUGCCAGCCUACCUGACAAUUCAGAUGGUGAGGUUCUUCUACAAGGAGAAAGAAUCUGUAAAUGCCAAAGUUCUCAAGGAUGUCAAGUUUCCUUUGAUGCUCGAUGUAUUUGAACUGUGCACACCUGAGCUACAGGAAAAAAUGGCCUCAUACAGAUCAAAGUUCAAGGAGGAAGAAGAUCGAAAAUCCAACAUAGAACCAAUACAGAUUGACACUAAAACCCCAAAAGAUUCAAAAGAAGUGAAAUAUGAGCCAUUUUCAUUUUCUGACGACAUUGGCUCGAAUAACAGUGGUUACUUUGAUCUAAUGGCAGUGCUUACACAUCAAGGCAGGUCAAGUUCAUCUGGUCACUACUUAGCUUGGGUUCGAAGAAAAGCAGAUGAGUGGAUCAAGUUUGAUGAUGACAAAGUCAGUAUUGUGGCACCUGAAGAUAUUCUGAAGUUGUCUGGUGGUGGUGAUUGGCACAUAGCCUAUGUUCUACUGUAUGGGCCUCGUAGGUUAGAAGUAGUUGAAGAUAAACCUCCACAAUGACAAUGCCAUACCUGAGCAUAGCUGUCUACUUUCACUUUCCUCAUCCUGCAUGGCUAUUACUGUUGUACAAUGCCUUCACUUUCUCUAGCUUAUCUUACAUUGUGAGGUGAGAAUGCAAAGAGGAAGGUGUUGCCUCAACUGUGACCCUGGUACUGCUUCACGUCAUCUACAGAACCUUUGAAAACAAACAAGCAUUAGUCAAGGAAGACCUGCAGCUUUGAUUGUUAAUUCUGACAUUUCUAACACAAUAAUUAAACAAUCCUAAGUGA